This is a messenger RNA of Scaptodrosophila lebanonensis, 713 nucleotides long. RefSeq names its product protein dpy-30 homolog. The transcript has a single exon. The record is from RefSeq and is a predicted model, not a curated record. The coding region runs from base 63 to 554 and encodes 163 amino acids. Gene Ontology annotation, cellular component: Set1C/COMPASS complex. NCBI's taxonomy places the organism in Eukaryota, Metazoa, Arthropoda, Insecta, Diptera, Drosophilidae.
AUUGCGCGAAAGUUGCGCUCGCGACCGCCUAAAAUUUUCGUCAUUAAUUAAACCAAUCAGUAAUGGACACAAAAGUAGACGCACCUGUUUCACCAGCACCGUCAGCGGCAGCGCCAGCCACUACAGCUCCUCCCAAUCUCCCCCCACCUGCUGCUGCAGAAGGUGCAAAAGAAACCAGCAGCAACACUACCAAUAGUCAACCGACAAGCACAACAGCUGCAGCGCCUUCCACUGCAUCAGCAACUAACAAUUCAACGCAGGCUUGCAAUGUCAAUAAUGCCACUGGCUCUGGGACAGCGUCAAAUGCAGCUACCCAACAACAGCUACAACAACUGGCCAAAAAGCCGAAUGCAACACCGACAACGCGCGCCGAUCCCAGCGCUCUGCCUACGCGGCAAUAUUUGGACCAGACGGUGGCUCCUGUUCUCCUGCAUGGUCUGCAAGCAUUGGCUCGGGAGCGCCCCACAGACCCCAUCCAAUUUUUGGCUUCAUAUUUGCUGAAGCACAGCAAUGGGUGCGAAGAGCCCGUGGCCAACGAAGCCCCCAGCAAUUAGCCAAACAUAUGCAGGCCCCCUUUUUAAGAUGCAACAAAAGUUGCACACACACAAACAUAGUCCGUAGUCGUAAGUGGAAAGUAAGAAUACAUAAUGUAAAUGCUAAUAAAGCAAUCCCCAAACACCUAUUUACAAUAAAAAAAAUAAUCGUAUGAAAAU